AUGGCUGCGCACAUCUCGAUUGCCAAAGCCGCUUUCAGCGCAUCGCUUCUGCGGCCGGACGUGACGAAAGUGUCCCGCGACAACCUCCUCGUCUUCCACGAUGCCUUCGAGACCAUGCUCACCAAAUGCUCGGAUCACAAUGUACAGACGUGCAAACAAUGGCUGCUGGAAAAUGUCGUCGUCUCAACAGUGAGAACAACAGCGCUCGGGAAGUACCUAGUCACGCUAUCCAGGCAUCUUGCCAGCCAAGAAGAUGAAAGUACCCGGGUGAAGCCAUUCCGCCGGCAACGGCUUCAUAUUCUCUACCUUGUCAAUGACCUCCUUCAUCACGGCAAAUACCACGCGCACGAUCAAAGCGUGCAAAGCACUUUAACACAGUCUCUACAGCCCUUCGUGGUUGAGCUCGUCAGACUCAGUGCAUGCGAGGCACGAUCUCGCGUUGCGAGACAUCUAUCGGAUGUGGUCGACAUCUGGGGAGAAGAUCGAUAUUUUGCGCAGGGAAUCAUCACGCAGUUACAAAGUGCAUUGACUGGCACAACCGAAGAAACAGGGCCUGCUGCAGAACCCACAACGCAAGCAAAGGAUCCACCCUAUCUUCUUCCAUCAACACAUGGAGAUCCGGCUUCGCCCUAUUUCGAUCUCCCUGCGGGCAAUCUCAUGCGUCACAUUGUCCCAAACAGCUCCCAGCCAAUGAGGAUUGACGAGAUACGAGCUUUGCAACUCUCAGCUGGUCCGGCGGACGAUAGCUUGGUGAAUGCGCUAAAGGACUUCCUCAAGGACGUUGACGGCAUUGAGCGGUCCUUUUCGAGACUGGAAGAGGCAGGCCUCUCCCCCGAACUGGACGAAUUAGGCCAAAUCUCGUACCAUGACGAGGCCGGUGACUUGGUCGGCGACACGUACUAUGGAUGGUCGAGGGCAUUUUGUGAAAAGAUGAAGAAGCGUGGCAGACGUGGCUCCGCCGGGUCUUCUCAGCGCUCAAGAACAAGAAGCACAAGUCGCAGCCGAAGCAUCACCUCUCGGAAGCGUAGACGUCGCAGUAAUUCCAGUCGCGGGCGGUCUCGAUCCUCGGGCUCUUACAGCAGGUCUCCGUCGAGACCUAGAUAUGGUGGACAACAGAAGAGAGGAAGUCGGAGCGCAAGCCAUGGUCGCUCAAGAAGUGGGUCGUAUUCACCGGAGUACACCCCAGAGCUGGUGCCCCCCAUGAGAAGUGAGCCGGCGAGGACAAAUGUCAGUACAGGCCUUCCACCAGUCGUCUCACCUCCAAACCUUCCGCCGCCUACAGCAGCACCUCCAGCAUCAAUCGGCAUGCCAUUCCCAAUACUACCUUUCACACCUUCAGGCGUAUCAGUGCCACCGCCACAACCACCUCACUGGAUCGGGCCUUGGCCUCCCCCUCCUCCGCCUCAAUUUUCUCCGGGGCAUGCAGGCUACCUCAACCUGCCGUUACCACCUCCGCCACCGCCCCAUGUCCCCUACCCGCCUGCAGGCUGGCCCGCCUACCCCAACGUGCCCCCUGGACAGAAUCCUCAUUAUGCUGGGGGCCGGCAGUAA
Molecule: messenger RNA, 1551 nt
Organism: Cladophialophora yegresii CBS 114405
Lineage: Eukaryota; Fungi; Ascomycota; Eurotiomycetes; Chaetothyriales; Herpotrichiellaceae
Exons: 2
Coding region: 1-1551 (516 amino acids)
Biological process (GO): intracellular calcium ion homeostasis
Cellular component (GO): perinuclear region of cytoplasm
Source: RefSeq, a predicted model, not a curated record